Rotaria sordida is the source of this 294-nucleotide messenger RNA. The record is from the annotation of a GenBank genome assembly. NCBI's taxonomy places the organism in Eukaryota, Metazoa, Rotifera, Eurotatoria, Philodinida, Philodinidae.
AUGGCUACCGCCUCGUCAUCAUCUUCUUCAUACGAUUUUUCUAAAACCAUCUAUUCAAAAAUUGAUUUUACUCGUCUGAAAAACAUUCUAUCAUUAUCACCAAAAAUUGUUGCAAUAAAUCCAUCUUCUGAUUUAAUUCGUGAAGAUGAAACAGAUGAUUCACAAUUCUAUAGUAUACCUCGUUUUGUACAUCAUAUUGAUGAUCGUGCACGUUAUGUUUUAUCUCAAUUCUAUACAGAUGGUGAAUUUCGAGAUCCAAUGUAUAUUGUUCUUGGACAGAAGAAAACAGCAUAA